This is a messenger RNA of Moesziomyces antarcticus, 2211 nucleotides long. RefSeq lists its product as uncharacterized. The record is from RefSeq and is a predicted model, not a curated record. The coding region runs from base 1 to 2211 and encodes 736 amino acids. NCBI's taxonomy places the organism in Eukaryota, Fungi, Basidiomycota, Ustilaginomycetes, Ustilaginales, Ustilaginaceae. The transcript has a single exon.
AUGACCUCUAUUAUCAGCGCAGGUCGGGACACGGAGGGGCUUGGAAUCGGAAUCGGGCUCGGUAUUCCGAUGGAUGUGGUCAAGCCAGCAUACGGCGAAGGGCUGGGAUUGAUGGCCGAGUCGGGCAUGUGUUGGCCGUACACGGCGCGUCAUCACAGCAGCACCCUGUACCGCGGAGGCACGGCGUACGACUCGUCGCCGACGCUCAGCAGCUCGUCGGCCUCUUCAGACUCGACGCAGGACAGGCGGGUGAUGCACACAUCUGCAACGCACGAUGUAUUGCUCAGCUACCUUUCGCCGGCACUGUCGAAUGCCUCGAGCGACUCGGACGCAGAAGUUGCACCAAAGAAAGUCUACUUGCUCUCGAGCGGGACCAAGAAUCCGGUAUGGAAGCAGAGAAGGUGCCGCUCGGAAACGUUCAAGUUCCCACUGCCACCCAGUGCGCGAAGUAAGAUUGCACCUCUCAAAUCGGCGCUGCGUCCCAGCCAGCGAUCUUCUAUCCAGCAAGUCGGUGCGAGUCCUCCGCUGAGGGUACAUUUGGAUGCAUGGAAGCGCAGGUCCAACCUUUCUCCUGCACUCGAGCAGGCCGAGCCCACGUCGGGCUGGUCGCCGUACUCAUCCCACGCACCCACGCCAAGGCCCGUCUCGCAGGAUCUCACGCACUCCGUCCUCGCCUCGGACGCGCGUCCGCCAUCGUGCAACGCCACCGCCGCUCUUCCAGCGUACUCGCCUCCGGAGCUCACCUCGGCGUCGUCGUGCUCGGACUCGUCGCGCACGCUCGUGAGCGACACGGACGAGUCGGAUGCCGAAGCGUUCGGUGCCGACGCAGCCAAGCUGGCCCGGCUGCACGCAAGCCUCUUUCUGCUCGACCGCAACGUGUCGGAGCUGCCGCUGUCGCUUGCCGACAAGCGCGCCGCAGACUUGGGCGGAUCGGUCGAGGAGAAGAUGGCAUACCUGUGCGGGCUCGGAUACAGGUACAGACGGACGAGCGGGAGGCAUGCGCGCAAGGCGUCGGCUGAGCUGCAGGCUAGCAGGGAGCAAAAGGCCGAUGUGGGCGCGUGGUGGAGCGAGGACGACGAGCCGGCCAAGGGAGAGGUGCAGAGCUACGCGCCCGUGCUGGCAAGGGCGGUGCGCGUGGUGUCAAAUACGGCAAGUGCCGUGACUUCGAGCUGCUCGAGCCCCAUCCUCGCCGGGCCACUAGCCGCCCACACGGAGGAAGUUGAAGGAGAUGUGACGACGCGCCCAAGGAUAGAAGAAGAAGCGCUGGGAGGCGAGUUCAGCUACCUUGUCCAGGAGUCACCCGUGAAAAAGGCAUCGAAAGUCGAGAUGGACUUCGUCAGGGACGCCAACAUGUCUCCGCCGCUCAGCACGCCCGAGCUGGAGCUGGAGCUGGGCGGAUCGCCGCUGCUGCUGGAUGGGCUGCCCUCUCCAAUCGCUCCCAGCCGCACGCCGUAUCGACUCGAGCUGUCUUUCUCUCCACGCACGCACACGGUGGAAGGGAUCUCCGGCUGCCGACCACUCGUCUACAAGUCUGCGCUCCCCUCGAUGCAGACGUCUGAAGUCUCACUCGCUCCUCCAGCCAAAGCAGCCUCGGUGGACCGGACCUCACCUGCUGCGGCUGGACGGGUUGGCAUGUCGACCUCGCAGUCGUGUCCUGCGCUACUGGACGAGGGGCCUGCAACGAUCGAGCGAGCCACACGCGCCGUUGUUGGCGGGUCGGUCCUCGCACGUCCACGACCCGUCCGCGGGCAAGCUGGAUCGUUCUUCUCGCGCGGUUCGGACACACCCAUCGAACCCGCGGUCCCGAUCAUUGCUCGUGCACGACCCGUUCGCGCGGCUGCGGACCACCACUCGUUCACGAGCCAGACGGCGGUGCGCAAGCGCAAGCCCAGCGCCAAGUUGAGCGUGCAAGCCACGGUGCCUGCGUUGCCCGCGGUGCGCGUGCCGCUGCGCAAGAGCUCGCUCGACCUGCGCACGUCGGUGCAUCCCAACACGGUGUGCGACGACCCCCGCGCACAGCGCCUCUACUACUCGUCGGCCACCGCAUAUCUCAGCCAGCCUGUGGCUGACGCUGCCGACGCCGCACGUGCCCGUCGCAACCGCCCAACGUUGCCCAGCUCCACAUCCAUGCCUGUCCUCACCCCCGCCGCUGCACGUCCACUCAAGGGCAUCCUGCUCAACCACCGUGCCACUGUCAACUCCGCUCUCUGA